Molecule: messenger RNA, 2132 nt
Organism: Girardinichthys multiradiatus
Lineage: Eukaryota; Metazoa; Chordata; Actinopteri; Cyprinodontiformes; Goodeidae
Gene: gdf9
Product: growth differentiation factor 9
Exons: 2
Coding region: 129-1424 (431 amino acids)
Biological process (GO): SMAD protein signal transduction; BMP signaling pathway
Cellular component (GO): extracellular region
Molecular function (GO): growth factor activity; cytokine activity
Source: RefSeq, a predicted model, not a curated record
UGAUUACCGCAGGUGACGAUUGGCAACACCUGCGCGGCGCUGAUCUGCGGCAACACGUUGCGAGGCUUUGUUUUUCUCGCGCUCUCUUCCCGCAGAGAGUUUCUCUUCUCUGACCGGCUUUCUUGUUUAUGAUGGGAAAACAAACGUUGGUGUCAGCUGCCGUCGGUUGUUUCUGUGCUGUUCUGUUCCUGCAGCUGGUGUCCUGCAGCCUCCCACUGGCUAGACCCUCCAGUGCGCUGUACAACCUGAGCGCCUUGACCUACCCCUACAGCAGCAUCCUCUCCCCGCUGCUCAAAGCCCUGUCAGAGCACGGAGUGUCCAGGUGGAGCUCGGGCCUGAGGAAAAAGGUGAAACCCGAGCACAGGUACAUGAAAUAUCUGACGGAAGUUUACAAGAAGUCAACCAGGAUGCAGAGGGACGAUGAUGGAGAUAAAGUCUACAACACUAUAAGGCUGAUAAAACCACAAGAUGAAUGCCCUGCACAAAGCAAUAAUGAAAGUUUUACGCAAGAUUUGUCCUACAGCCUUGAUCAAGUAAGAAGAAAAGAGCAGCUCCUGAAGUCGUCCUUGCUGUACAGUUUCAACCUCAACAACCAAGCAGCUGUCGGGUCCGUGUGUCACCUGAGCAUAAAAGAGCAUGAGCAAGACAACCAGUGCCAGCUGUGUGCCGGCAUCUCUCGUACCCUGAACCUCACGGCCAGCACACAUAAGAGGCGGCGUAAGAACUGGAUGGAAGUGGAUGUUACCUUGUUUCUUCAACCUGUGCAGAAAAGAAAUGUACACCUUCUUGUUAACAUCUCCUGUCCUGAGAAGCAAAGAGCUGGGAGCAAUGGUUUUAGAGGUCCUUCUGGGUUCGUCCUGAGGUCUCCUCCUCUGAUUCUCUAUCUCAGUGACACAAGCAAAGUUGCCCACCAGAGGUCACUGGUGAGUUCUAGUGCAGAUCUAAAGCCAUCCACUGCAUCAAACACAUUUCAGAAGCAGGUUUUCAAAUCUGCGCAAAGGCUUGGCCAUAAGAGCAGAUUGAGGAGGGCGUCUCCAAAGAGCGAGCGUGGAGCUAAAAGCCUGGACAUACAACUGCCAGAGCUUAAAUCCAGCUCUGAAUUCCCGACCUCUGACUGUGCCUUGUACGACUUUAGGGUGCAAUUCAGUCAGCUCAAACUGGAUCACUGGAUUGUUUUCCCACCAAAGUACAACCCCAGGUACUGCAGAGGCAUCUGCCCAAGAACAAUGGGCUUCAUCUAUGGUUCCCCUGUCCACACCAUGGUGCAAAACAUCAUUUACGAGAAGCUGGACUCCUCUGUGCCCAGACCGUCGUGUGUUCCCUCCCACUACAGCCCCCUCAGCGUCAUGAUCUUUGAAGAAGAUGGCUCCUACACCUACAAGGAGUUUAAGGACAUGGUUGCCACCAGGUGUACAUGUCGCUGAACUCUCAUUACAGCUCCAGUACUUGUUCCUUCAAACCAUCUCCAUAUAUCAGUAACUCUUACCAGACUAAAUGAAUCAUAAAGCUGUAAAAUCUGUAGCAGUAAAAACUGUCCAGAAGCAGGUGUGUGUUUACUUAACCUAGAAGUAUUUUAUCAUGUGAAAGGGGGAUUGUGGUGUUUUUUCUUUUUUUUUGUUGCCCUUUUUGUCAAGACAUAGGGUGCAAUUGCAUCCUAUUCAACUUGCUGUUAAUAUAGUUGACUUGAUCACUUGUUUAAAAAAAAAAUGUUUGUUUGCUUUUUAGUUUGUCUUUUGUUAAUUUUGUGUGAGUAGUCCAUCCUUAUUUAAUUUAACACAGCCAUUUUUUUUAAGUAUCCCUCUUCUGGAAAAGAAAAUAGGAAAUGCACUCCCAAACUCUUAUCAAACCUUUUACACAUACUUUUAUUCCCGGGGAUUACUGCAAGUCGCUGUCUUCAUAAUCUACAGAGUGAAAGUUGUCAGGGUUUCAGUGUAUAUUUAUUGUGAAAAAGUGCCUGUUCGAACUGACUAUAUGCUUGUAUUUGUACCGGUUGAAUGUGACUAAAUGAAUAUAUCUAUUUAUGCAAACUGGAUGAAUUGACUGUCUGUGCUCAGUUUAUGGAUAUACAAAAGGUCAUGAAAUGUGUAGACCUACUCAAAAAAGUGGGAAAAUAAAAAACAAAUAUGCAUAGA